Messenger RNA from Mangifera indica (mango), 1162 nucleotides. Its product is annotated as protein OSB2, chloroplastic-like. The record is from RefSeq and is a predicted model, not a curated record. Bases 73 to 939 code for a protein of 288 amino acids. The transcript has 5 exons. Lineage: Eukaryota; Viridiplantae; Streptophyta; Magnoliopsida; Sapindales; Anacardiaceae. Gene Ontology annotation, cellular component: mitochondrial nucleoid. Gene Ontology annotation, molecular function: single-stranded DNA binding. Gene Ontology annotation, biological process: mitochondrial DNA replication; positive regulation of helicase activity.
UUAUACAUAAGCACAAAACAAAAACGGAGAGGAAAAGAUUAGAGCGGGUGAGGUAGAGAGAUUUUUCUAUCAAUGGCAAUAGAACAAACACUAAUAUCAACAAGAAACCUCUUCGUUUCUACUCCAAGAAACCAUAAUUCAUGCGCUCUAAUCCCCAUCUCUAGACAUUAUUUUUCGAGUCCGCCCUUGCCUUCUCCCUCGAAAUUUAGUUUGAAAUGUUCGUUUGAUUACAAAGACCAUAACUACACUCAGGUGGCCUACCCAAAGCCGCAAGAGAUUCCCUGGAGGAAGGAACUUACUAAUACGGUGCAGCUAAUCGGCGUGGUUGGGAACGCCGUCGAAAUUAAGCACCUUCCCUCCGGUAAAGUCGUCGCCUGGACCCGUCUCGCUGUCAGAAAAUCCGCCACUGACACUACCUGGAUUAAUUUGACAUUCUGGGAUGAGCUGGCACAUGUUGCAUCGCAGCAUGUACAGAAAGGCAACCAAAUAUAUAUCUCUGGUCGGCUGGUUUCAGAUAUGGUUGAUAGUGAUGAAGGAAAACAGAACACCUACUAUAAGGUUGUUGUACAACAACUGAAUUUUAUUGAGAGGAGCUCCCCGUCAGUGGCGUUAUAUGAUCAUGAAUCUAAUUUCAUGACAGCAGGUAAAAGGCUUGGCAAUAAUUUUGGAAGUAACAUGGGUUCUAUUGAAGAGCUAUGGCAAGCGUUUUUUGCUAAUCCAGUGGAUUGGUAUGAUAAUAGGAAGAACAAGAGAAAUCCCAAGUAUCCAGAUUUCAAACACAAAGAUACUGGAGAAGCUUUAUGGGUAGAAGGCAGGUACAACCCACCCUGGGUGAAGUCUCAGCUUGCAAUACUAGACACCAGAAUGGGCACUCUUCAUGAUGAUGAUUCUAGGACGCAUGCAAAAUUUAUGGCUGCCGACGAUGUCAUACCUUUUUGAUAGUUUAUUAUCUUGAUUACCCAACAUCAUUACCAUUUCAGCAAGUAAUUUUGAGCUUCGUACUCAAGUUUUCGCUCAAUGUUAUUUUCCGUUUGUCUCAAUACUGGCUUGCCUUACAUAGAUUGUAGGUGCAUCGUUUUCUAUCAGUGUGAUGUGUUUAUUUGAGCUUUUGAACCUUUGUUGGCAUAAUUCUUUUAUUUUUUCGCUAGUGCCCUUUUCACUA